AUGGUUCCUCACUUCCUGAUCCUGCAGCUCAUGAUGCUUCUAUGGCAAUCCGAUGCUCAACAUCCUUCAUAUUUGUGGAUCGAUGACGAUGGCUGUGUUGUAGUCACAGCAAAGAAGGAAGAACUCAUGGCGUUCUCACAGAGAGUAGGUCCUAUACCAGGAGAGUACUGUGGACCUUCGACAGGCCUGGAGGGUCUCAAUCAUUUGAUCAAUACAUCGUCCGACGUUCGACAAGGAUGCUCUCUUAUGGAGAUGUGCUACUACGAAUGGGAUUGUGAUUACACCGACUAUACCGAGAUGUGCGGUAUGGAGACGGAUGACAACGCAAUCCAAGAGAGCAGGAACUGCGUGGUCGUUCCAAUCAAGGCAAGAAUUGCCAAUGGAAAGUCGUUUGACCGAAGCGAGAUGUGCCAACCGGAUCUGGUAGAGUUGAACACCAGCCGCCGACCAUCGUGGUCAAUGUCACAGGCUCCAUCAUUGGCUCCCUCCCUGGCACCAUUGCAUCCUGUUGCCCCUUCUAUUACGUGGACUGACGAAGACAGUUGCGUUGUAGCCACGCCGAAGAAGGAAAAACUGAUGGCUUUCCUGAAGAGAGUGGGUCCAGUUUCGGGAGAGUACUGUCGACCCGAGACUGGCACGGAAACUUUCAAUCCUGGGGUAACGGCUCCCGCCAUGGACCUUUCUCAAGGAUGCACCAUUGAGGAGAUGUGUUACUUCGAGUGGGACUGUGAUUACACCGACUAUACCGAGAUGUGCGGUAAGGAAACAGAUGACAACACAAUUGAAGAGAGCAGGAACUGCGUGGUCGUUCCAAUCAAGGCAAGAAUCGCAAAUGGAAAGUCAUAUGACAGGAGCGAGAUGUGCCAGCCGGAUCUGACAACCUUGAAUACAAGUGCCCCUCCAUCGCAGACUCCUUCUGAAGGAGGCGAAGAGAAAGCAGGCGACGAGAGCGGAGAGAUUCGAAACUGGUAUAUGAAGUGGCAGCUAUUCAUACUCCUCGUGUGCGUGGUGUUUCACUAG
This is a messenger RNA of Cylindrotheca closterium, 1020 nucleotides long. NCBI's taxonomy places the organism in Eukaryota, Bacillariophyta, Bacillariophyceae, Bacillariales, Bacillariaceae. The record is from the annotation of a GenBank genome assembly.